Molecule: messenger RNA, 3341 nt
Organism: Ricinus communis (castor bean)
Lineage: Eukaryota; Viridiplantae; Streptophyta; Magnoliopsida; Malpighiales; Euphorbiaceae
Product: probable glucan 1,3-alpha-glucosidase
Exons: 7
Coding region: 280-3117 (945 amino acids)
Biological process (GO): N-glycan processing; carbohydrate metabolic process
Molecular function (GO): alpha-glucosidase activity; carbohydrate binding
Source: RefSeq, a predicted model, not a curated record
CUCCUUGGGCUCCGGCGGGGUUCGGGACAGGCCCACCGGGCUUACUCCUAAGAAACCUCCCCACUCAGGCCUGGCCCGGCUUGGCGCAGUCCGCCUUAAAUAAAAAGAAAUAAUAUAUUUGUCUAUAUUUAAUUUAAAUACAUAAAACCCUCUCGUUUUGAGAGAUAUGGAAAUUCUCCGGUCUUGCUGAUAGAGAUUGAUUAGCAGUGGUGGCAAUAGGCAUCAAUAAUCUCCAUUUAUAGGGGUUUGCCGUUAAAGUAUGAUCUGGUUUUCAUCGAAAUGAAGGGAUUUCUUUAUUUAUUUGUUGUUUUCCUUAUUUUUCUCUGCUUCCAAACAGUCUUUUCCUGGAAAAAAGACGAGUUCAGAAACUGCAACCAAACCCCAUUCUGCAAACGAGCUCGCUCCCGUAAACCCGGGGAGUCUUCCCUAAUCGCCCAUGAUGUCACCAUCUCCGAUGGUGACGUCACUGCCAAACUCCUCCCCAAACAACAAUCAGAUCAAGAUCAAGAUCAUGAUCAAAUUAAGGCGUUGAGUCUCACUCUCUCGAUCUAUCAAGAUGGCAUCAUGCGUCUCAAAAUUGAUGAGGCGGACCCUCAGAAGAAAAGACGCUUCCAAGUUCCCGACGUGAUCGUCUCAGAAUUUGAGGAAAAGAAGCUCUGGCUCCAGAGGGUUUCAACUGAAACAUUCCACGGUGGUGAUGCUUCAGUGGUAUACUUAUCAGAUGGCUAUGAGGUCGUUCUUGUUCAUGAUCCGUUUGAGGUAUUUGUUCGCGAGAAAAACUCUAAAGAUGCCCGUGUGGUCUCUUUGAAUUCUCAUCAGUUGUUUGAUUUUGAGCAAUUGAGAGAUAAAAAGGAAGGCGAUGAUUGGGAGGAGAGAUUUAGGAGUCACACAGAUACUAGACCAUACGGUCCACAAUCCAUUAGCUUUGAUGUGUCGUUUUACGGCGCUGAUUUCGUGUCAGGGAUACCGGAGCAUGCCACAAGCCUCGCCUUGAAGCCUACCAGAGGCCCUGGAGUUGAAUUCUCUGAGCCUUACAGAUUGUUUAAUUUGGAUGUUUUUGAGUACUUACAUGAGUCUCCCUUCGGCCUGUAUGGGUCAAUUCCAUUUAUGAUUGGACAUGGUAAGAGUGGAAGAAGCUCAGGAUUCUUCUGGUUGAAUGCUGCCGAAAUGCAGAUUGAUGUCUUAGGAGAUGGAUGGGAUGCUGAGUCUGGGAUUUCUCUGCCUUCUAAGCAGAGCAGAAUUGAUACAUUUUGGAUGAGUGAGGCUGGCAUUGUGGAUGCCUUCUUCUUUGUGGGUCCUGGUGGGCCUAAGGAUGUUGUGAAUCAAUACACUAGUGUCACUGGAAAGCCUUCGAUGCCGCAGCUUUUCUCCACUGCUUAUCAUCAGUGUAGAUGGAAUUACAGGGAUGAGGAGGAUGUUGAGAAUGUGGAUUCCAAAUUCGAUGAGCAUGAUAUUCCUUAUGAUGUUUUGUGGCUUGAUAUUGAGCACACUGAUGGUAAGAAGUACUUCACUUGGGAUUCAGUAUUGUUUCCUCAUCCGGAGGAUAUGCAAAGGAAGUUGGCUGCUAAGGGGAGGCAUAUGGUAACUAUUGUCGACCCUCAUGUUAAGCGGGAUGAUUCUUUCUUUUUGCACAAGCAAGCUACAGAGAAGGGAUACUAUGUGAAGGAUGCAAAUGGAAAUGAUUAUGAUGGGUGGUGCUGGCCUGGUUCAUCUUCCUACUUAGAUAUGUUGAAUCCAGAGAUAAGGUCAUGGUGGGGUGACAAGUUCUCCUACAACGAGUAUGUGGGUUCAACCUCUUCGUUGUAUAUUUGGAAUGAUAUGAAUGAGCCUUCUGUGUUCAAUGGUCCAGAGGUAACAAUGCCACGAGAUGCUUUGCAUUAUGGAGGCAUUGAACACCGGGAGUUGCAUAAUUCCUAUGGGUAUUAUUUCCACAUGGCAACAUCUGAUGGGCUUCUAAAGCGUGGAGAUGGCAAGAACAGGCCCUUUGUUUUGUCAAGAGCAUUCUUUGCUGGAAGUCAAAGGUAUGGAGCUGUUUGGACUGGAGACAACACUGCUGAAUGGGAUCACUUAAGGGUCUCCGUUCCAAUGAUUCUGACACUUGGUAUCUCUGGAAUGUCAUUCUCUGGUGCGGAUGUUGGUGGAUUUUUUGGGAAUCCAGAGCCUGAGUUACUAGUUCGCUGGUAUCAACUUGGUGCUUACUAUCCUUUCUUUCGAGCUCAUGCACAUCAAGACACUAAGAGAAGAGAACCGUGGCUGUUUGGGUACAUAUUGUCUAUCUCUCAAGCAUGGUCGCCCUUCAAUGACUUAGAGGCAGCAUCCCUAAUGAGGGAGCGAAACACAGAGCUUAUCAGAGAGGCCAUACAUGUUCGUUACAUGUUGCUCCCUUAUUUCUACACAUUAUUCAGAGAAGCAAAUGCAAGUGGUAUUCCUGUUAUGCGUCCUUUGUGGAUGGAGUUCCCUUCUGAUGAAGCUACUUUCAACAAUGAUGAAGCUUUCAUGGUGGGAAGCAGUCUUCUAGUGCAAGGAAUCUACACUGAGCGAGCUAAGCAUGCAACUGUCUACUUGCCUGGGAAAGAAUCUUGGUAUGAUUUUAAAACUGGAACUGCAUUUAAGGGAGGUAAAACUCACAAGCUGGAGGUUUCAGAAGAGAGUGUUCCUGCUUUCCAAAGGGCUGGAACUAUUUUACCACGGAAAGACCGGUACCGUAGAAGCUCCACGCAGAUGGUCAAUGAUCCUUAUACUCUGGUAAUAGCUCUAAACAGUUCUCAAGCAGCUGAAGGUGAACUCUAUGUUGAUGAUGGUGAAAGUUUCGAAUUUCUGCAAGGGGCCUUCAUCCACCGCCGCUUUGUGUUCUCAAAAGGAAAGCUUACAUCUAUAAACUUAGCUCCCUCUAGCAACGUUAAGUCCCGGUUUUCUUCAAAGUGUGUCAUUGAAAGAAUUAUACUGCUAGGAUACUCUCCUGGGGCAAAAGACGCACUAAUUGAACCAGCAAAUCACAAGGUUGAAAUUGCACCGGGGCCGCUUAGGCUUCAUGGCAGUGCCGGGGGAGCUGCGGUUGUAACCAUCCGGAAACCAAUGGUUCACAUUGCAGAUGAUUGGACAAUAAAAAUUUUGUAAGAAAACCAUUCAUUUAAGGUCAUAAAAUUUUCAUUAUAGGAGAGAGACUUUCCUAGUCAAUUAGUAGGAUGUUGUAGUCAACUGGAAGAUUGAAGUUGUACUUGUAUAAUUUCAAGGGUAAUGCUGGAACCUAAACGCUUAACUAACUUUUCAUAUUCAGAGCUCUUGGGUCCUGUUAGUUAUGAUGAAUCUUCAAGUAAUAGCAGCUACAGUUAAACCUUUAA